CUGGUGCAAAAUUCAUAGGUUUCCAAGAGCAAAAUUAGUAGCGCAUCAUCCCUACAUGGCUUGCAUUUCUACGAUUGUGAAAAUGAACUGGCGUAAUGGGAGAUAAUUUUGACGAAGUAGGAUCCUGACUGUCUAUAUCAGUAUAUGGGCAAACAUUUAGUAUCUGCUCAAUUGUAAAAAUAAGAGUAGUCAGAUAUCUGCCUAUUCCUUUUUUUUUGCGAAAAUAGUUAUUAACAUCUUGUUACAUAAUUUUGUAUAACAUAAUCUCCCAAUGACACGCAUCCUCAUGAAAUUAAUAACAUAGGUACUUGGGUCAUAUUCUCAUAGUCAUGGAUACCAGUAAUGUAGUUGGUAUAGUAGAUAUUAUUUUUUCCAAUCGAUUAAACAUUCGAUCUAUGUAAUAACUAUACUAAUCUUAGUUAUAUAAUAAGUUGUAUGAUGAUAGCUUAUUAACAUAUACAAUUAUAUACGAAAUACAUAAUACAUGUGUGCUGCACGUGUAUCUGUUCGUUCAUAUGAAAGCAAAGUUGGUCUCUGGUGGAUAUAGUUGUCGGCAAUCUUACCACAUCUCCUUAUAGUAUAAAGAUGAUAUUCUGGGAUGGAUCCGAGAAUGAAUUUGAAGAGGAGAGAGAAAGACUGCACGAUGCAUCAACAGAACAUCAGUUGUUACUUUUAAACGCCAUAUCUCUGAAAUCACCUAUAACAGAAAUAACAAGUUUAAUUGAAGCAGGUGCGUGUGUUAACAAGGCUGCCACGAACGGUAUUCGACCUUUACACCAUGCCGUUGACAAAAACUAUGUGGAAUGUGUUAGUUUAUUAUUAUUGAAAGGAGCAGAGAUUAAUGUUACCGACGAAAAUGGAUUAACACCCUUACUGUUAUCUGCUUGCCGUGGGUAUUUCAAAGCAAUGCAAGUACUGAUAGAUAAUGAUGCGAUAAUAAAUUACUGCGAUUCAGAUAGGAAAGAUGUCCCAAAUUAUAUUCGAGAAAUGGGUUAUUUAACGUAUGACCCUCUUAAUAUGACCAUCGAAAACAACCAUGUACAAUGUGUUAAGCUUUUAUUAGAAAAUGGAGCGCUUUCAAAUAAAAAAUACUACAUGGGAUAUGAAAUUAAUUUGGUUCCAAUCAACCAUGUUACAUGUUUAGAGUUGUUAUUAAAGCACGGAGCGAAUCCAAAUUUGUGCAGUCGUUAUGGGAUGACGCCUCUUGUGAAAGCAUGCAAAGAAAACAUGGUAAAUGCAGUUUGUCUUCUUCUGGGAUUUGGCGCUGAUGUGAAUUUACAAUGUAGAUCCUGUUACAAGUGGAACACUCCACUAAAUACUGCGAUAGAAUACAAUGCUACUAAUGUAGUGAACAUAUUAUUGCAAAGUGGUGCACACGUGUCCAAAGAAACUGGUUGUAAAUACAGCCCUCUUCACGAGGCAGUCCUUUUAGACAGUCCUGACAUCUGUCGGCUGGUAUUGUCUUUUGGUGCGCGAGUAAACGAUAUGUCAGAUGAUCAUUUUUCUCCUUUGAUGCUAGCCGUGAAAACUUCAAAAUUGUUGAAUCGUGUGGAGAUUAUAACAAUUCUUCUUCAGAAUGGAUCAGAUCCUAAUUUAUAUCAUUCCUCUUCAUCUGUCUCUGUCAUUGGGCUGUACUUGAAAAACAACAAGACUUCUUUAGAUAAAGCAGUUAUAUGUUUGCUAUUACAGUAUGGAGCAAACCUCAAUUUCACAACGCGUUUGCCAUGUGGUAAAUCUGAUCCUUUCGGUAUACUUCUGCAUUUGUCGGAUUGUUGCCAGCAAGAAAUAUUACAUUUACUUCUUACUACCACACGAAAUAUUGACAGAGAAGCAAUUAAAAAGUGUGCUAAUUUAAAUCAGCAUCAACGAGAAUAUCUUAUGUGUCUUACUGCUACUCCGCGACAACUAGUAUGUCUGACACGAGGCUUUAUAUCGUACAACUUUGGGAGAGAUCUUGUAGAUAAAGUGAAUGACUUACCAUUACCCAAAACCAUAAAAAGAUAUCUUAUGUUUAAGGAAACAGAACAAACGGGAGUAGAUACAUGACUUUUCCCUUAUACUUUGACAUUAACAGUGCACAUUCAUUUUUGAAUUGUGAUAUUUUUUGUUUUGAUUUCAAAGACAGUGUGUGUAUUGGGGGUCUAUUUGAUAGAAAACUAUCAGAUAUCACACUUCUUUGGGUACUAAACAAUCCUAGUAAUUCUACCAACACUGAACAUGAUAUACAUUUUUGUUUGUAGCAGACUAAACACACUUUUCAAAAAUAUUUCUAUAAUACAUACGAUAAAUAAAAUUAUUUCGAUAUCUUCAAAAAAUGCACUUGAUCCCAACUCCAUCACACAAAAAAACACCUACUAGUAUAUAAAUAUAAGAAACAAUACAAACAAAAAUACGAAAAAAUGACACAAUACAUUAAACAAAUUAGAAACAUAAAAACACUGAUUGUUCAUGACAGGUUUGGUGGUACAAGCAAAAGAUCAACGAACCUUCGGAUAGAUGAUGUAAAAUGAACCAAAUAUACGCUUAUGAACAAAAAGUUGACAAUAUCCAAGGGAGUAGAUCAGAUUAACAAAUUAGUAUUGCACAAUAGUUAUCACCAAAUAUCUUGCUAGUGUCCGUCUAGAAUAAUCAAGUGUUGCCACAGAUAUAUGUAUCAUCUGUUAUGUUUACAUGCAAUUUUAAUGUAGCUUUUUAAAUUUAGUUGUUGAAAUUGAAAUAAAAAUAUUUAUCAUUUAUUGUGCAAUUAGUUAAUGAUACAUGACGGAUGUUGCAGCGCCAG
Mytilus trossulus (common blue mussel) is the source of this 2779-nucleotide messenger RNA. Its product is annotated as ankyrin-1-like. Gene Ontology annotation, molecular function: protein binding. NCBI's taxonomy places the organism in Eukaryota, Metazoa, Mollusca, Bivalvia, Mytilida, Mytilidae. Gene Ontology annotation, biological process: protein localization to ciliary inversin compartment. The record is from RefSeq and is a predicted model, not a curated record. The coding region runs from base 586 to 2046 and encodes 486 amino acids. Gene Ontology annotation, cellular component: ciliary inversin compartment. The transcript is spliced from 2 exons.